UAAGUACAUUAAGCCUUUCGAUCGGUCCUAUUCUGACAAUCCCGGCCCUAUGGUUGUGUUCGCCACUCCCGGUAUGCUUCACGCGGGUCUGUCUCUACACCUGUUCAAGAAGUGGGCGCCCAAUGAGAACAAUAUGGUGAUUAUGCCGGGAUUUUGUGUGCAAGGUACUGUUGGACAUAAGAUCUUAAACGGCGCCAAGAAAGUUGAAUUUGAAAACAAACAGUCGAUUGAUGUGAAAAUGUCGGUGCAGUACAUGUCGUUCAGCGCUCACGCGGACGCUAAAGGAAUCAUGACUUUAAUACAACAGUCGGAGCCCAAGAACGUACUGCUAGUACACGGCGAGGCCGCGAAGAUGGAGUUCCUGCACAAGAAAAUCAAACAGGAGUUUGAGAUCGAGUGCUAUAUGCCGGCCAAUGGGGAGACCGUUACGAUCGGCACGAAAGUCAGUAUUCCGGUCGACGUUGAGAUCGAUCUGUUGAAGCGAUCGUUGAAUUCGUCGAGCGAUAGCUCUGACCCGAAGCGUCCGAAACUACUUCACGGCACUCUUAUGAUGACUAACACAGGAACGGGACCUCAGUUCAGAUUAGUCGACCCCAACAAAGCCAUGCAAGAGCUCGGGAUCAAACCACAUGUCAUCCAAUUCACGUCAACUGUCAAACUCAAGGCAUCCAAUAGUACGCCACAAAAAAUCACUGAAUUUGUAUUUCAGAAGUUGAAAAAUAAACUCUCGGAUCAACACGACAUCAAACUUGCGAGUGACUGCUCUAUCAUAGCGUCCACAGCAAUGAUUAGAGUGAAUAAAGGGUCGGACAAUGAUCUGAAGGAAGUGUAUAUUUCGUGG
Molecule: messenger RNA, 841 nt
Organism: Oppiella nova
Lineage: Eukaryota; Metazoa; Arthropoda; Arachnida; Sarcoptiformes; Oppiidae
Source: the annotation of a GenBank genome assembly